Molecule: messenger RNA, 1150 nt
Organism: Thrips palmi
Lineage: Eukaryota; Metazoa; Arthropoda; Insecta; Thysanoptera; Thripidae
Exons: 6
Coding region: 193-804 (203 amino acids)
Source: RefSeq, a predicted model, not a curated record
ACGUUUUCAACUGUCCUACCGGGCGGUGACUAUGGUGUCUUGUCGGUCGUGUCACACUUAACUAGGAGCACAAAUCUUUUACAUUUUAACUGAUCUUGGUGGUUUCGUUAAAAAUAAUUACCAACGACUUAAAAAUUACUUGAGGCUUUUCUGCCUCACCAAUUCUGUCUCGUUGUGAAGCGGGUUGUUUCUAUGCAGGCAGAGGUUGACACGGAUGAUGAGGGUUAUGAGGGGCCCUUGGUACUGGAUUUGGAUGAAGAUGCUUUAAAAGAUAAUUUAACCUACUCUCAAGAUCAACAGCAGAAUGACACCUUGACUCAGAGUCCACAAGAAAACGGCUUGAAGGGACUUGAGGCAAUAGAGCAAUUAGACCUCAAGGUCAAGGAACUUUCCUCACAAGUUGGCAGGAUUUUGAGUCAGGCCAAAAGCUUCCAUUCUCCUAAAACGCAGACAUCAAGAAACUCGGCUUUACCAAAUGCUUUACAUGACACGAGAAAAACGCUGAAGAGAGGAAGGAAGCCGAAACCUAAUCCCAGGGGUGUCAAGCUGUUUAGGUCAUGCCCAAUUUGUUCGAAGCAGCAGCUGAGCACCAACCUCACCAGACAUUUGAGAGGGUACCAUGGUGUUGAAGAUGUAGCUCGUCUUUCAAGCUUGAGCACCAAGGCCUCGAUGCAAGCUCAAUGUACAGAGGUCCCUUUUCACGAUUUGCCCAAAAUCAUUCAGGCCAACUGGACCGACAAAGGAACAAGAAAUGAUGCAUUGAAUUUCCUUAAAAAGUACAAUUUAAGUGUUAAAGAGGAUUAAUCAGUGCAUUCAAAAACCGCCCUUAGCACGAAUGAAAGGAGUGACUAGCGUCCAUGACGAAGCAUAGUAUGAAAUCAAACUGAUUUGUUUCAGUUUGGAACUUAGAAUCGAUGACACACUUCGUAAAGUAGACUUCCUCAUUGGUUUUGUAUCAGUUUUCUUUAAAUACAAAUAUUCAUUUGGAUUUUAAAAUUUCAAAUGUAAAAUUGGAUGGUACAGGCCAAAGUUGCUAAUUUGUAUCGCCACUUUUCCUGUCAAGAUAUUUUGCACCAUAGGGUCGGAGAUGUGUUUUGAAGUUAACGAAACAGUUUAAAAAACUGGUUGGUUAAUAAAACAUACAAAAUUA